Gossypium raimondii (Peruvian cotton) is the source of this 2364-nucleotide messenger RNA. RefSeq names its product receptor kinase-like protein Xa21. Lineage: Eukaryota; Viridiplantae; Streptophyta; Magnoliopsida; Malvales; Malvaceae. Gene Ontology annotation, molecular function: protein binding. The record is from RefSeq and is a predicted model, not a curated record. The transcript has 5 exons. Bases 775 to 2364 code for a protein of 529 amino acids.
UCUAAAAAAUUCAUUUUUUGCCUUCUUUUACAAAAAACAAAUGAACCCUCUGCUAGGUUUUUAAUCUUCCUUUGCCACCGCUGCCAACAGGGCCGUCCUACGGCUUCCGUUGUCGCCCUCAGCCUUCCUCCCUCCAAACUCCGAUCGUGACGGAGAGAAAGGAAGUAAUCGGCACCGCUCUAACAGUUGUGUGGAAAACGUGCGUUGUGCGGGGCUGCUGGACGUGGGUGAUGGGGCCGUUGCUGCGGCCGAAGUAUGGAAGCUAGGGUUUCUGCUAUACCCUUUGUGUUUUUUGGGCUAGCAGGUUAGGGUUAGCAAUUUGAGCCUUAUUGGGCCGAAUGUAUUUAAUUCAUUUGGGCUAUGUAAAUGGUUUUGGGCUCCGGGCAAUAAUUGGGUAUUACACACCCCAUCACUAAAAACACAUCCAAAGCUAAGCUAAUCGCCCCCACCUCCGCAGCAUGUGAAUCUUUCGCUGCACACGGACCAGAAAACAAUGCCCUUGCCACCCCAUCCGAAUUUUUACGUUUGUGUAGCCUUCCUUAAAGUGUAAUAUUAAAACCAUGGGUAUAUAAUUUUUUAGGAAUAUUUUAUGCCUUUUUGUAUAACGAUCCUUUAUUUAUUACUCUUGUUCCUAUAAUAUAUCCCUUUUGUAUUCGGAAUAAUUUAUAUUUUUACGAGCCAACGCCAUUAAGACUUUGGUAUGCACCCAUUUUUCCCAUCAUCUAAAUUCAAAAGUUUUCGUCUGAUCACAAAGUUCCAUUUCCACUAAACUUCAUGGGGAACACUCGCUUCGUUCCAGAUCUUAUAGUAGCACUGCUGUUGCUUAACCUUGUGGUUUCGUUCUGUACCAAAACAACAACCAAUAUCAGCACAGAUCAGUCUGCUCUUCUCGCACUGAAAGCUCAUGUCAUUAAUGAUCCUCAAAAUUUCUUGACAACCAAUUGGUCUACUGCUUUCUCUGUUUGCAAAUGGAUCGGUGUCACUUGUGGAUCUCGGCACCAAAGAGUCAUAGCUCUCGAUCUUUCUAAUAUGAAUCUCUCUGGUACUGUAUCACCUCAUAUUGGGAAUCUAUCUUUCCUUACUUGGCUCAACAUGAAAAAGAACAAUUUUCAUGGUCCAUUACCCGCCCAGUUGGCUAAUUUACAUCGGGUGAAAUAUAUACAGUUGUCUUUUAAUGGUUUUUAUGGAGAAAUCCCAUCAUGGUUUGGUUCUUUCCCUAAACUUCAAUACUUGUCUUUGAGGCAUAACAAUUUCACAGGUGAGAUCCCAGCAGAUAUGUUUGAAGGCCUACCUAGAUUGCAAGUGCUUUAUUUGGCUAAGGACGGGCUCUCUGGCAAAAUUCCAAUGAGUUUAUUCAAGUGCAAAGAAUUACAAGAUAUAUCGUUGGCGAAUAAUAAGUUGGAGGGGAUUCUACCAAAAGAAAUAAAAAAUUUGACAAUGCUUAGGACUCUUCAACUCCACAACAACCUGAUCGAAGGUAUAAUCCCACGCCAAAUUGGAGAUCUUCUAAACUUAGAAAUAUUAAACCUUUCUACCAAUCUGUUUAGAGGACAUCUUCCUCCAACCAUCGGUAAUCUAACACAUUUGAGAACCAUCAGAUUAUCCAACAAUUCUUUAGCAGGACAUCUUCCAGUUACCUUGGGUAACCUAAGAGAUCUACAAGUGCUGGACCUAGCGUAUAAUGAUUUCAGUGGCACACUCUCAUCCUCGGAUAUCAACUUUCUAUCAUCAUUAGCAAAUUGCAAUGACUUGAGAUUCUUGGGAUUCGGAGGAAAUCCGUUGGUCACUGGUUACCUUCCAGCUUCUAUAGGAAAUCUCUCGGUUUCUCUUCAAUAUUUCUAUGUUUCGGGUUGCAACAUUGGUGGCAGCAUUCCAGGGGAAAUUGGCAAUCUUACCAACUUGGUAAUUUUAGAUCUUAGUAGGAAUAAUCUAGUUGGAUCCAUCCCCACUACCUUUACAAGACUUAAACAUAUCCAGCGGCUACACAUGUCUUCCAACUUUCUAAGAGGGCCUCUCCAAAUUGAUAUUGGUAACUGGAAUGUUGCUGAACAUCUGGACUUUUCACGAAAUCAGCUUUCAGGGCCAAUCCCCCAUGGCAAGCAAUUUGGUACAUUUGAGAACGACUCUUAUAUAGGGAACUUGGGUUUGUGUGGAUUCCCAUUGUCAAAGGAAUGUAACAAUGAUGAAAGACCGGAAGCAGUGCAAGAUGAAGAAGGUAAUGGAAAUGGAAUAGCGUUUAUUUGGAAAGUUGCGGUGAUGGGGUAUGGAUGUGGAAUGAUACUAGGAAUUAGCAUGGCAUAUAUUGUAUUCACAACAAGAAAAGCUCGGUGGCUAGUAAGAAUGAUCGAGAGAAUUACAAAAUAA